Messenger RNA from Branchiostoma floridae (Florida lancelet), 622 nucleotides. RefSeq lists its product as uncharacterized. The transcript is spliced from 5 exons. The record is from RefSeq and is a predicted model, not a curated record. Lineage: Eukaryota; Metazoa; Chordata; Leptocardii; Amphioxiformes; Branchiostomatidae. The coding region runs from base 137 to 604 and encodes 155 amino acids.
UGUGCAGGGCUGUGCGUAAGUCAAUACCAUUGCGCAGUUUAUAUAUUAUAACGUUACCGGCCUCUGUAGACAAACAAGCGAGGUGCUACCACCACAUUUCCGUGCAGUGAACUCAGAAGACGAAACAACACCAACUAUGGCGGAGGAAAGCGAGAAAAGGGUUCCGAGACCCAAGAAGCAGUUCAAGAGGCCGGAAAUAAAACCUUACAAGGUUAAGAACCUGUCGGCGUUUGAUGUGAAGAUCCCAGAGUGCCACGGGGAGUCCCUACUGCUUCCCAGGGAGGACAGACUGGCCAUCGCCGUGCCGAGAAGUACCAUCACACCCGACAUGAGCGCAGAGGAUUGGGUGAGGGCUUACAUACGCAUGCGCAAUGCCACCGUGAACUACGACAGGCUGUUCAUGGAGAUAGUGAACUACCUGGAGAAGGGACCGGAAGAUUUUGACAAAAUGGACGUAGUUGCGCUGUUAGAAGCCCUGGUGGAGCACGCGGAGUCUGCUGAGAUCUAUGACAUGGAGAUGUGGCACAGGAAGCUGUGGCAGAUGAAGGUGUCCUCCGGCUGGGAGGAGUGCUACCAGAUCUGGUACGACUACAGCGACUAUUGAUUGAGGAGUGCUACUAUA